Cercopithifilaria johnstoni is the source of this 1104-nucleotide messenger RNA. Lineage: Eukaryota; Metazoa; Nematoda; Chromadorea; Rhabditida; Onchocercidae. The record is from the annotation of a GenBank genome assembly.
AUGUGGAAUCGAUAUAUGAUUAGAAAUUUAAUACAAUGCGGUGGUGGCGGUGGUGGAGUGUUAACGGCUGCUGCUUUGGCAGGAUUUGCCAAUUAUGAUGACAAUUCUGGCGUGGUACGAUCAGUAAAACAAUCAGAUACGGGGAAGUGGCGUGUUGAAGGACCUUUCAAAGAUCCUACUGAUGGAGCACUAAUUGCUAAACGGAUUGUGAGUGAUUAUGAUCAUACUGAUCUGAAAUUAAGGCUUUAUCAGUACGAAGCUUGUCCGUUUUGUUGCAAAGUUCGUGCCUUCUUGAAUUUUUAUGGUUUUUCGUAUGAUGUGAUUGAAGUCAGUCCUCUGACUCGAAAAGAAAUCAAGAAGUUAGAUGGCGUUAGUAAGUUACCAACCGUAGUUGCGCAAAUGGAUCGGAAGUUGAGUGAUUCUUCGUUGAUAAUAUCAAUUUUGACAAGUUAUAUGACUCAGAAUGAUCGAAGUCUGGAUGACGUAAUUAAAUUUUACCCAGAACAAACGAACAUUGUAAAAGAAACAGGAAAACAGGUAGUUACGCAUCCCAAUAUGUACGAAAUUAUGACAUCUUUGAACAGCCUGUCGAAAAUGGAGCAGGAAAGUGCAAGGAAAGAAGAGGAAUGGCGUAAAUGGGUUGAUGAACAUUUCAUUCCUCUGAUAGUACCAAAUGUGUAUCGCUCAUGGAAUGAAUGCAUUGAAACAUUCCGUUGGUUUGGUAAAGCAGGUCAAUGGGACAAAGUGGUACCUGCUUGGGAACGAUAUGUCACUAUUUACCUUGGUUCAAUCGCUAUGUAUUUCUUAUCAAAAAAACUUCGGAAGAAGUAUGAUAGUGCUGAUGUCCGCCAGCUUCUAAUAAAUGCUUGUAAUCAGUGGAUGAGUGCUGUGGGAAAUUCGUCAUUUCUCGGUGGUCAACAACCCACUCUGGCUGAUUUGGCACUUUAUGGAGCAAUGAAUUCAUUUCUAGGAAGUGCAACGUUUACUGAACUUUGCAAUAAAACUCAAAUUAAAGCAUGGUUUGAACGAAUGCGUGAAGCGGUUGAUUCGAGGGCUGGAGCAGCGCUACUUCAGAAAAGUUGUUGCAAGAGAAUGCAAUCAUAA